UUGCCGUUCAUUCGGAGUCGAACUCUUGAGCAGAUAAGAACAAAACGCCGGAAAUAGAAAUAGUGAAGACUAAGAAAAUUAGAAAAUCACCAGCAAAACAAAACGAACUGGUUAAAAGUGACUUAUAUACUAUCAAUCUUUAUUGUGAAUAUACAUAUGUACAAGACAAUAUAUACGACUACAAGAGCAACAAAAGACAUUGUGAAGUAAAGAUAUAAAGUGUAGAAGUGCGACUGAUUGUGUAUAUACAUAUGUUUAUGGCCAGAGAAUAAACGAAGUGCAUUGCAAUUCGUCACUGGAAAAGUGAAGCGAAACGAAGUCAUUGGAAGGUUCUAGAAGAAACCUUACAAACGCAAAUAUAAUUAUUAUUAACUUCGCUUUAGUGGAGUGCCUUUGCAGUUUGCGGUUUAGUCAAUAAUUUUCUCUAACUUAUUCAUUGAAAUCGCGAUUUGCACAAAUUAAAUUCACAUUCGAAAUGGCUUUUAUGAUGCCUGUCAUGAAGAAUAACUACGAUAUCUAUAAGGAUAGUCGUUCACGAAAAACAUCGGAGUGCUCCACAACCAGCUCGAAUGGUGGCGCACCCACACUGUCUUCCGCCAUGGGUGUGCCGGCCAAUGGACGUGUCCGCAAAGUGUCUGAAUGCAAGUCCGAGAGCUUCGCCACAUCACCUUCACACACCUAUCGCAUGCAGAUGCAGCGUUGUCAAUCAUCGCGCGCCUUUCCCCGUAACGCAUCGCGUACCUCGCACUCGUCUGCCGCUGGAGCACUUUCGCCUACACGUUCCUUUAGCCAGGCCUCCAGUCCGCCCAAGACAAUAAAUACGACGGAAAGCCAGAACGAUAUCACGAAAUUUCAUUUGCGUUUGGUCGAUAAGCUACGCAAGUCCUUUCGUAAGGACAGCGCCAAGCGUUCAUGAGAACGGGAAAGCGUUCUUCACAACAGCAACAGUAGCGGCAGCUAUCCUAAUGAAGAUGGCAGCACAACAAAAGCAGAAAACAAUAAUUUUAAACACAAUAGGGAAACGCAGCAGCGUUCGUUGGCCGACAGUCCGGAAGGUAGAGCAAGCAGACGACAUUCGGCCGCAGGCGAUGUUGACUGCGCGUCGGCGGAUACCGCCACAACCCACAAGGAAAGCGAUAUCGUUGCAGCAGAUGUCGCUGAAGAUGCAGAGGAUUGGCCUAAGUUCGAAGAUAACAGUAUCAAUGCAGCGCCCAGUUCACUGGCCGCUCACUUGGGGCGGCGCAUCACGGCGCCGUUAACGCGUGCAAAUCUCAAGCGUUGCCAUAAGAAAUUUGCUAAAAUGCAACUCUCCGCCGCUGAGCAGCACUCGAUCGUUGCUCAAAUAGACGCCACGUCGACAAUUGAGCUAUACUCCAGCUCGGAUGGAUCAAGCUUGUUUGGCGGCGGCGACAGACGUCAAUUGCUAACGGGCAAGAAGCUACAGCAGAAACGUACUAAAACUCCAACAACAACAGGCGCUACUGCGGACUCUGCAGAUAAACCAAAACAAGCGGAAGCGACUGGGCGCAGUCGAAAAACACGUAAACGACUGCAUUUCCUGCGUCGCUCAACCUCACGAUUCAGUUCGAAGAGCGCGCCAGGAUAAGACCGCAUGAAUGCACCAGAACAGGCUUUGCAUGCUUUCAGCUAUAUUUUGGGUUUCGUGUGGCAGCAAUGUUGGCUUUAGAUGUUUGGUACGCAUUGCUUUUAGUUGAGCGAAACAAGGCGGAGGAAAAGUGGAAGCGAAGGCUGUCACAGUAGCGACAUACUAUGGCUAUACAGUACUUGACGCGACCAACACAAAUGCAAGGACACAGCCGCAUUGGUAGUUGGAAAAGAAGCGGUGACUAGACAGACGAGGGAGCGCGCCAAGAAAUUGCGCCGUAAAUUGGCAAGCAGCCCAAAAAUUUUGUAAAUAGCUGAAUCUGGGCAAACGAAUGCAAUGGUGACAGCUAGUUGAAAAGAAAAAUGCGCUUCAACGGUGCUCAUUUGCGAAAUUUCACAGGCAACGGCGAUCGGUACACUGGCUAUUUUUGGCCUCAUACGACGUCUGGUAAGGGAAUAUCACACAAAAACAUUAUAUUAUAGAUACAGGGUAUAUUUUUGCAUUCAACAAAUAAAAUAGUUAUAUUUUAUGAAAAACAUUUUUAUAAACUAUUCGAACUUUGAAAGUAUACUAAUUUAAUCAACAGAUUUUUAUAUUAAAACUAAUACAGUGUGAUAUGAAACCAUAUGAGAUACUGGUUGUGUUAGUAACAGCGAAUAAAUUUAUUUCACUUAAAUAAUUAUUCAUUAAAUUUACAACAAAAAGUACUAUUUAGUGGGAAGCCGGUAGCAAAAGGGGUGAGAAGAGGUAAUAAAAAAUAAGUUUCAAACGGUUUUCAGGGAAAUAUGCUUCCAAAUUUUAUAGAAAAAACGAAAACUAUAAAACUUUGAAACUGCCAUUUCCGAAUUGCGCUGUUAAGAAA
Molecule: messenger RNA, 2468 nt
Organism: Bactrocera neohumeralis
Lineage: Eukaryota; Metazoa; Arthropoda; Insecta; Diptera; Tephritidae
Exons: 1
Coding region: 476-916 (146 amino acids)
Source: RefSeq, a predicted model, not a curated record